AAUCGGAUAUUCAUCAUGAUGAAGGCUGGAUAUUUUCUUACCGUAUGCUUCAUCCUGUCUGUCAACAAGUUUCUGGUGGAACCAGCCUCGCAGUGUGAAGGUAACGCGCUCGCCGUGGUAGACUUUGAGGAUAAAAUUCUGUAUCGGCAUUUUCUGAAGAAAUUACACGAUGUCCCGACAGUGGCUGGGUGCGCUUCUGUCUGUGCGAGAAAAGUAUACUGCGCUUCGUUCUUCUACAACAUAUACUCCUUCAUAUGCCAGCUUCAUUACAGUGUAUCUGAUGACCCUGCAAACAGUUUGCCUGAAGCCGGGUCUAGAUACUACGUGUUAUAUGUCGACGAUAUUACACCUAGAAUAUUUCCGAAUUCACUUAAGACUGUCUGUGGUUGGAAUUUCUACUCCUACUCCUACUACUAUGAUGCGCAGAAUGGCAGUGAGGUGUGUAUCAGACACAGCGGGGAUUACACGGACACUCCUGAUGGCGCUAGAUCAUUGUGCACAAUAGACGGGGGCAGGCUACUACAACUGGAAACGGCGGCGAAAAACAGCUUCAUUCAGUCCAUUGUGUCACAGUAUUUCAACGAACACAGCGUAUAUAUUGGUGGGACGCGCUUCAACGGUGUGUGGGUGUGGAACUGGGACACCGACAAAACGAUUCAGUUUUACGACUGGGGCGUCACUAAAUCGCAGCAACCCGACGGCGACGGCGACUGCAUCCGACUGAGUAAAUCCGCAAAGUACCUGUGGUCUGACGGUCCAUGCGAUUCUUCGCACAGGUUCAUCUGUGAGAUAGUCCUUGAAGAUUGAACCUUUUUUAGGUCUCAACAACAAACAAAAACGACGACAACAACGUCAACAACUACAGCAACAACAGCUACAACAACUACUACUAAUACAACUACAACCAAUACGACAACAACUACAACAAUAACAACAAUACUUGU
This is a messenger RNA of Gigantopelta aegis, 944 nucleotides long. Its product is annotated as asialoglycoprotein receptor 2-like. The transcript has 3 exons. The record is from RefSeq and is a predicted model, not a curated record. The coding region runs from base 16 to 807 and encodes 263 amino acids. Lineage: Eukaryota; Metazoa; Mollusca; Gastropoda; Neomphalida; Peltospiridae.